AUGGCUCUCAGCAUUCCAGAACAAAAGCGAGUGAUCUCGCCGCCAUGCAUCAUCUCUGUUUGGGCAUUACUGAGUUUGCGAGCAUCAUCUACUCAAGUCUGCCCUUACGAAGGAGGUUACUCGCUUCGAGUCGAUGCAGCCGUCUGCCCGUCCUUGGCACCUCAACUCUGUGGGAGUGGUGCACAACCACGAUGUUGUCCGCAAGGUGUGGACUGUGGCGGUGUCGAUCCCGAAUUCGGCAAUUGGUGCUGUCAGAGUGGAUCAAACCGCAGUCAAGACGCAAUGGACAUGCCAAAGUGCUCUGACCCGGAUUGGAUACUUUACGGGAAAGGGGGCCUCGUCAACUCAGGCGCUUGGUGCUGUACUACCGGCUACAAAGGGCUCAUACAAGAGGAUAACGCUGUGGGAUGCACAGCAGAAAGUCAAACUGUACUAUCAUCAGGAUGGGCCUUUGCGCCCCUUGUUCAGACAAUAUCCUGCGUGUCUGCGACUGCCUCUGCGACUACCUCGAUCUCCAUUACGCAAUCACAGACAGCGACAGCCUCACUGGCGACUGCAUCAUCCACGUCAGUUUCAAAUUAUCAGGGAAAUUCUCAGCUCAAACCGGGCGAGAUUGCCGGUGUUACGAUUGGAGCAGUGGGCCUCCUGGCACUCAUUGGCCUGGUUUUCGUCUUGUGGAAGAGGAAGCAGACACCGAAAACAAUCAGUCCAGAGACAGCAGAUCGAUCAAAGUCACCGCAAACGGAGAAUAUAGCAGCCGGCACCUCUGAUGCUCCCCCUGUAUCUGUAGCGCCGCCAGAAUUAGGGAGCGACCCGUUGCCACCUCGAGAAUUGGGGAAUGGAGAGCGCAGACCAGUGGCUCACGAGCUGCCGCACUCCAAUCAAUAUUGA
Pestalotiopsis fici W106-1 is the source of this 891-nucleotide messenger RNA. RefSeq lists its product as uncharacterized. The transcript is spliced from 2 exons. The coding region runs from base 1 to 891 and encodes 296 amino acids. Lineage: Eukaryota; Fungi; Ascomycota; Sordariomycetes; Amphisphaeriales; Sporocadaceae. The record is from RefSeq and is a predicted model, not a curated record.